Aspergillus steynii IBT 23096 is the source of this 2781-nucleotide messenger RNA. Its product is annotated as Rho family guanine nucleotide exchange factor CDC24. Gene Ontology annotation, biological process: establishment of cell polarity; septin ring organization. Bases 1 to 2781 code for a protein of 926 amino acids. The record is from RefSeq and is a predicted model, not a curated record. The transcript is spliced from 4 exons. Lineage: Eukaryota; Fungi; Ascomycota; Eurotiomycetes; Eurotiales; Aspergillaceae. Gene Ontology annotation, molecular function: protein binding; guanyl-nucleotide exchange factor activity. Gene Ontology annotation, cellular component: nucleus; cytoplasm; mating projection tip.
AUGGCCGAGACCGUGGUUGUAAAUGGCGGUCCCAUCCCCGAGGACAACAUCAUCAACCGCCGCGGCGGUGAGUCGAUCUACCAGAGCUGCGUCAACCUCAGAAAGCGCCUGACCGAGCUGCCCGAAUUCGAGCCGCACCUGCGGGAGAUGGACGAUGCCGACGAAGCGCAAGCCAACACCGACCCCGUGGCCUCGCUAUGGAACUGCCUGCGUGCUGGAUACCCUCUCCUGACCAUCUACAACGCCUCCAGCCCCGAGGAGUACCUGGAAGUCGACCCCGUCAAAACCGCCGAGGCCAAACGUCCCAAGGCCGCCACCUUCAAAUUCCUGCAGGCCUCCCUCAAGGAACUGGCUUUCCCUCAACAGGACUGCUUCUUCAUCACCGAUCUCUAUGGCGACAGCACCACCGGCUUCAUCAAGGUCAUCAAAAUGGUCAACCGCGUCUUGGAUAUCUUGGAAAUGCAGGGCCGACUGCAGCGACGAGCCGACGAUCCCACCCAUGCCCCCGAAAAGGGGGCGGUCAAACUGACUCGGCGCGAACAUAUCCUGAAGGAAUUGCUGGAAACGGAGCGCGACUACGUCCACCAUCUACAGAACCUGCAGGCGCUCAAGAAGGAACUGGAGGAAACGGGCGCUCUGACCGGCGAUCUCAGCCAUCAGAUUUUCUUGAACCUGAACAACCUACUCGAUUUUGCCCAGCGCUUUCUAAUUCGCAUCGAGCAGCAUUAUGCCUUGCCAGAGGAGAGGCAGAACUGGGGAGACGUGUUCAUUCAGCACGAGGAGGCCUUUCGACAGUACGAGCCGUUUAUCUCGAACCAGAUGCGCUGCGACGAGGUUUGCCUGAGGGAAUGGGACAAGAUUCGGGUUGCCCCGCGCUCCCUGGAUUUGCAGCAGAUGGUGGCCCAACCCGCAACGUUGAACGGUUUCUUUGUCAAGCCUUUCCAACGACUCACAAAGUACCCUCUGAUGCUUAGCGAACUUCGCAAACAGACGGAAAACCCAGAUCUCCAAAACGAUAUCAGCCGGGCCAUCGAUGCGAUUCAGACCGUCCUCGAUUUCGCGAACGAUGCAAUUGACAAGGAACAUCUCGCCUCGGCGUUUACGGAACUCGAUGAGCGAGUUGAUGAUUGGAAAUCGCUCAAGAUAGAUUCGUUCGGCGAUCUGCUCCGAUUUGGGACUUUCACGGUUUUGAAAGGCGACAAUGGCAAGGAUUCGGAAAGAGAGUACCACAUCUACCUUUUCGAUCGCAUCCUUCUCUGCUGCAAGGAUAUCAACCCGAACAAACAAAAGACCAAGCUUAUUGUCAGCAAAGACAAGCCCGCCGCCACGGUGAAGGGAAAGCCACGUCUUCAGCUCAAAGGCCGCAUUUACAUGGCGAAUGUGACCGAUAUCGUUUGUCUUCAAAAGCCCGGCUCUUAUCGCAUCCAAAUUUUCUGGAAGGGUGACCCCGGCGUGGUGGACAACUUCAUCAUUCGCUAUCAGAAUGAAGAUACCAUGCGCAAAUGGUACAAGGAUAUCGACAACCAACGCGCGAUUCAAGCCGAGAACCGCAACACCCGAAGCACCGGCACGUCCGAAACGGAAUUCACAUAUAUGAAGGGCAUGGCAAACAUGCCAAACCCCUACCAGCAGGAAUAUGAUGCCGAACAGGAAGCCACCAAGGAAGCCGGCUUCUUUUCCGAAUUCCCCAUGAGUCGAAAUGCCUCCAGCACGAGCCUGAGAACCCGAUCUGCCACGGGAGGAAGUGGGAGCUCAGGGCCGCCUCUCUCCUCGGGUCGUCCGCCACGCUUCCCAAUGCCCGAUCCUAACCUCUCGGUGCAUACUCAGUUCCCCGGCGGAGGCAUGUCCCCCGCAGAAAGAAACGCCCCCUCCUACUUCUCACCCGUCGCCGAGACGCCGUCCACGCGAUCAAGUUCUCAAUCAACCGGAUUUUCUUACGGACGGCAGACGCCGUCGGCCAAUUGGAACGAAGAGUCGAACCGAUACACGGCCCCGGCCUUGUCUCGGGGUGCAUCCAGGGAUGGCUCGAAUUCAUACUUCAACAACGCCCCGAAUGGACGAGGCGUGCAGCGUCCCUCCUUGCCGCCCAUGUCAGGCCAAGCCUCGAACGGCAUGGCGCAGCGCAUGCGAUCUGCCAGCAGUCCCGACAUCCACAACCACAACCCCGAAAUGCGCCGGUACAUGGGCGCACACACGAUGCAGACGGUCGACAACGUGCCGGUUCCGCCCAUCCCGGCGCACAUGGCCAGCAUGAAGGCCCCCGUCAACCGAAGCCAGAACAACUCGCCCACCAACGGCAAUCUUCCGAUCCGAAACGCCAACCAUCUUUCCAACACCCCUUCGCACCACGACUCGCGCCAUAUGCCCGCCACCCAGUUCAACGAACCCCAGUAUUCGGAAUCUCGAGCCAACCCGUCGACGUCGGAUCAACCGACGUCGCCCUUGAGCCACGAGCCCGACGAGGACCCUCUCAUGCCCACCCAGCUCAAGGCCAAGGUUAGUUUCGACGAUAACUACGUGACUCUGGUGAUCGCCAGCAACAUCAUGUUCCGCUCGCUCACGGACCGGGUGGACGCGAAGCUGGCGCGAUUCACCAACCGGUCCAUUGGAAACAAGUCGGUGCGCUUGCGCUACCGCGACGAGGACGGGGAUUUCGUCACGAUCGACAGCGACGAGGCGGUCCAACUGGCAUUUAUGGAAUGGCGCGAGCAGCAUCGAGACGCACUCUCCCGAGGCCAAGUUGGGGAAAUCCAGCUGUAUUGUCAGGCCGUGGAGAACUGA